This is a messenger RNA of Priapulus caudatus, 1591 nucleotides long. RefSeq names its product estrogen sulfotransferase-like. Gene Ontology annotation, cellular component: cytoplasm. Gene Ontology annotation, molecular function: sulfotransferase activity. Gene Ontology annotation, biological process: sulfation. The transcript is spliced from 10 exons. NCBI's taxonomy places the organism in Eukaryota, Metazoa, Priapulida, Priapulimorpha, Priapulimorphida, Priapulidae. The record is from RefSeq and is a predicted model, not a curated record. The coding region runs from base 142 to 1347 and encodes 401 amino acids.
GGUUGUUUUGCAAUGUUAACGUAAGCCGGUGUGUGGCCCCUGGAUGAUCGACAGAUCAACACUUCACACUGUACAAACUAUAAUUUAAUAAACCGUCUGCUGAACCGCCGGAAGAUUAUUUUAAGAAACUAAGCUGUUGCCAUGGCGAUGGAGGCAGGUAACAGCUCUGGAACAACUGGAACUGCUGGAACCAAACUCUUCGAGAAUAUUUUUAAAUACAAGGGCAUUAAUUUCAUCAACAACAAGUACGCAGACGAUCCAAUAAAGAUGGAGAACAUGAAAUGCCGUGACGAUGAUGUCAUAGUUGCUACGCUUCCAAAGAGCGGAACUACAUUCACCCAGGAGAUAACGUGGCUGGUUUUACACGAUGCAGACCCCAAGUCGAGAGACGGGAAAAACUUUGAUGAGCGCAUGCCAGAGAUCGGAUACAGCUUGCAUUGCAGUUACCCAGGAAGCAAGUACGUGCCACGGGACGAGAUGGAGUCUCCGCGAAUAUUCAAAACGCACUAUCCGUGGAGAACGCUUCCACGGGAGGCUAAAGAGAAGAAGUGCAAGAUAAUCUACGUGAGUCGAAACUUCAAGGACGUGGUGGUCUCCGGCUAUUUCAUGUUCAAGGAUCUGUAUCUAGUGCCGAUUUACCCCGGUAACAAGUACGUGCCACGGGACGAGAUGGAGUCUCCGCGAAUAUUCAAAACGCACUAUCCGUGGAGAACGCUCCCACGGGAGGCUAAAGAGAAGAAGUGCAAGAUAAUCUACGUGAGUCGAAACUUCAAGGACGUGGUGGUCUCCGGCUAUUUCAUGUUCAAGGAUCUGUAUCUAGUGCCGAUGUCAGCGGGGAAGGGUGCCAAUAAAACUGCCAAGAGUUCGACAGAUCUUCUUGUUUCGACCGACUCCAUUCGCAGUUACUUUAACCAGAUGGCGUACGACCAAGUGAUAUUUGGCAACUAUUUUGAGCACAAUCUGGAAUACUGGGAGCAGAGAGACAGCGGCCAUGUUCUAUUCCUGCUCUACGAAGACCUGGUGGAGGACCUGGCAGGGGGCGUGCGUCGCAUCGCUGAGUUUCUAGGUAAACAGCUGAGUGACGAUCAGGUGUCGGCCAUUGUCGCUGAGACGAACUUCGAGCGCAUGCGCACGAACCCGCUCACGAACUGGAAUUUCACGAACCGCUCACGAACCGCUGGACCGCUCACGAAGAAUGGACUGCGCGACCCUAACGCUGCACCCAUCAUGCGCAAAGGAAAAGUUGGCGACUGGAAGAAUUACUUUGACGAUGAGAUGAGCGACAUCGCAGACGCCCUCUGCAGGAAACAUUUCGAACCAGUCAACCUGAAACACAGAUUCGAGUAGCAGACGAAAUUAGUAUAUCUGUAUAAACUGUCGGCAUUAAAAAAUAGACUCGUGCAUUUAUUACAAGUCACAAAAGGUGCUUUAACAUCACGAAAUAGCGAUUAAUGCAUCAGCAAGCACGGACUUGCCUAGCCAGUUGUGCCUUCACUACCUCAUGAUCACUGCAGCAUAUAUGCUCUCGGCAUUCUACAUAACGCAACAAGUACGUUAAUAUUUUAAUAGAAAUUAUUAUAUCUGUAUAAAC